Molecule: messenger RNA, 1405 nt
Organism: Gossypium raimondii (Peruvian cotton)
Lineage: Eukaryota; Viridiplantae; Streptophyta; Magnoliopsida; Malvales; Malvaceae
Product: heat stress transcription factor B-4
Exons: 2
Coding region: 188-1204 (338 amino acids)
Biological process (GO): regulation of transcription by RNA polymerase II
Cellular component (GO): nucleus
Molecular function (GO): RNA polymerase II cis-regulatory region sequence-specific DNA binding; DNA-binding transcription factor activity
Source: RefSeq, a predicted model, not a curated record
GACAGACAGAAAGACACAUAUUCUCGCUCGCUAAAUACUCGAGGAGGGCACCAAAAGUAGACUAAUACUUUAAUCCCUCCCACACCCCUCAUUCUCAACUAUCUGUCUGUCAUCUCCUGCUAAAAACCCUUGUAAUUUCUCACCUUCAUUAAGGCACAAAAUCAAGAGUUGCUGAUUUGAUCUUUCAAUGGCUCUGGUGCUUGACAACUGUGAAGAGAUAUUGCUCUCCCUAGACUCCCACAAGUCAGUGCCGGCACCAUUCCUCACUAAAACCUACCAACUAGUAGAUGAUCCCACCACAGAUAAAAUAGUUUCAUGGGGUGAAGAUGAUACUACUUUCGUAGUAUGGGGACCUCCUGAGUUUGCUCGUGAUCUCCUUCCAAAUUACUUCAAGCACAAUAAUUUCUCUAGCUUUGUCAGACAACUUAACACUUACGGUUUUAGGAAGAUUGUACCAGACAGAUGGGAGUUUGGCAAUGAGUUCUUCAAGAAAGGAGAAAAACAGUUGCUUUGUGAGAUCCAUAGACGAAAAACUUCUCAGCCACAAGUGGCUAUAAACCAUCAUUACCACUCGCAUUCUCCUUUGGUUAAUGCCCCGAGUUUCUUCCCAUUUCCAAGCCGAGUCAGCAUCUCUCCAGCUGCCUCAGAUGAAAAAGCCAACUGGUGUGACUCACCAAGAGUAGGUACUGGAGUCUCAGUUUUUGGAGGCUAUAACAGCUCAGUUACUGCUCUAUCAGAGGACAAUGAGAAGCUAAGAAGAAGAAACAAUUUGCUUACUUCUGAACUUGCCCAUAUGAGAAAGCUUUACAACGAUAUUAUCUAUUUUGUUCAAAACCAUGUUAAACAUGUCACUCCCAGCAAUCCAUACCCUCCUAAUAUGCUUCUGUGUGGAUCUCAAUCUGCUGCUAAUAGCUCAUUGUUGCAAAAGCAUUUGAACCAGCUUCUUGGGUAUUAUCCAAAUAGCACAAAGCCAGCCCAAGUUCAGUUCUUGAACACUCCAACUGCUGCAUCAAAGAGCUCCUUGACGAUUUUGGAAGAAACAAGCAGAAAUAGUUGCAAAACAAAGCUAUUUGGUGUGCCUUUACAUUCAAAGAAGAGAUUGCACCCGGAGUGUGGUGCAACCAACAGUGAGACUAACAAGGUACGUUUGGUCUUCGAAAAUGAAGAUUUAGGGUUGAAUCUCAUGCCUCCUUCUACAUGUUAGUUUCCCAUAUCCAAUCAAGAUUAUUCUAUCUUCCUUCUGUGGAUGUUUCCGAACUGCAACUGUGUAUAUAAUAUCAGUGCUGGUAAAUGAAGGUGGGUUUUGGUUAGAGUGAAGGUGAAAAAGAAAGUUUAAAAUCUCAACGCCAAUCUUUUUUUUUUCUUUAAUGUUCUUCAGUUUACUAUUGGUGCCAUUUAUUACUCA